AUCUAGAUCUAGUAACAUACAUCGUUCGCGUGUUCUUUACGGGGAGCAGAGAGGGAAAUAUUCACACACCUGUUGUUGGUUGGAACACCUCUCGAGGAUUAUUAUAGUUGGACUUGGACGAGGGUCAUUAUUUUACCAUCAUCAUGAUUCGCAACCGCCAAAAGCCCGGAUUUUACCACACGGAGCUGGUCAGUGUUUCUUGGGAUGUGCCCGUGAGGUACAAGAGGCUGUGUCCGGUGGGCAGCGGCGCUUAUGGACAAGUCUGCUCAUCAACUUGUUAGACAUCUUCACGCCAAACCGCUCUCUGGCUGACUUCAACGAUGUAUACCUGGUGACCCCUCUCAUGGACUCUGACCUUCACAACGUUCUCAAGAGCCAGACGCUGCAUGAUGAACAGAUCAAGUUCCUGCUCUAUCAGAUACUGCGGGGGUUAAAGGAUCUGAAGCCCAACAAUAUUGGUGUCAACCAAAACGUGGAACUGAAGAUCCUGGACUUUGGCCUGGCCAGAUCUAACGCCCAGGAGAUGACCGGCUACGUUGUGUGCCGCUGGUACCGCGCCCCCGAGAUCAUCCUCAGCUGGAUGCACUACAACGAGAAAGACAUCGACCAGCUGAACAAGAUCCUGUGCCUGGUGGGGAAACCUUCGGAGGAGUUCAUCAAGAAAAUCAACAGCAAAGACGCUCAAAACUACAUUCGGUCUCUUCCCAACUUCAAGAAAAAAGAUUACCGUUCCUACUUCUCUGGAGCUAACCACCUAGCUAUUGACCUUCUGGAGAAGAUGCUUGACCUUGACCCCGACACGCGGAUCUCGGUGGACGAGGCGUUCAAACACCCGUACAUCGUGAGCUACCACGACCCAGACGACGAGCCCACGGCACCACACUUUGACGACUCGUUUGAGAGUCUCAAGCUCAACGCUGAGGGCUGGAGAG
Molecule: messenger RNA, 932 nt
Organism: Aplysia californica (California sea hare)
Lineage: Eukaryota; Metazoa; Mollusca; Gastropoda; Aplysiida; Aplysiidae
Product: mitogen-activated protein kinase 14
Biological process (GO): protein phosphorylation; intracellular signal transduction
Cellular component (GO): cytoplasm; nucleus
Molecular function (GO): ATP binding; MAP kinase activity
Source: RefSeq, a predicted model, not a curated record